This is a messenger RNA of Anolis carolinensis (green anole), 1024 nucleotides long. It is a transcript of the gene trappc4, whose product is annotated as trafficking protein particle complex subunit 4. NCBI's taxonomy places the organism in Eukaryota, Metazoa, Chordata, Lepidosauria, Squamata, Anolidae. Gene Ontology annotation, cellular component: TRAPP complex. Gene Ontology annotation, biological process: endoplasmic reticulum to Golgi vesicle-mediated transport. The coding region runs from base 1 to 720 and encodes 239 amino acids. The record is from RefSeq and is a predicted model, not a curated record. The transcript has 5 exons.
AUGGGCAUCUUCAGCGUGUUCGUGGUGAACAAGGCGGGCGGGCUGGUCUACCAGCUGGAGCACUACGCCCCGCGCGCCGAGACCGAGAAGACCUUCAGCUUCCCGCUCGAGCUGGUCCUCCGCCCCCACGACGAGCGCCUCCUCGUCGCCUUCGGGCAGCGCGACGGCAUCCGCGUGGGGCAUGCGGUGCUAGCCAUCAAUGGGGCGGAAGUGAGCGGGCGCUUUACGGCCGAUGGGAAAGACGUCUUGGAGUACCUGGCCAACCCAGCCCACUACCCGGUCUCCAUCCGCUUCGGCCGCCCACGCCUCUCCUCCAACGAGAAGCUCAUGCUCGCCUCCAUGUUCCACUCGUUGUUUGCCAUCGGGUCCCAGCUCUCUCCGGAGCCCGGCAGCUCAGGCAUCGAGAUGCUGGAGACUGACACCUUCAAGCUCCACUGCUUUCAGACCCUAACAGGCCCAUUAUUUCCGUCGCUUUGCAUGAGCCGUGUCCCAACGCUCACCGUUGUCUCUUCAGGGAUCAAGUUUGUGGUGCUUGCUGACCCCAGGCAGUCGGGGAUCGAUGCCCUCCUGCGCAAGAUCUACGAGAUCUAUUCCGACUUUGCGCUGAAGAACCCUUUCUACUCCUUGGAGAUGCCAAUCAGGUGCGAACUCUUUGAUCAGAACCUGAAACUAGCCCUUGAAGUAGCAGAGAAAGCAGGACCCUUUGGACCAGGAUUAUAGCAUGCCUUUCUUUCUGGUGGGACUGAUGGACUUUCCUGGGAAUUUCCUGCCUUUAGGACAGAGGUCGCGGCCCAGUUUUGGAGAGCAAAACAGGGGCCUAACACCACCGUUGUAGGGUCGAUGGGCCUCAACUGCAGGAGAGAGCAGCUGACUGGCACCUUAGAAGGGGAAAAGGUGGUUGCACUACUUCUUAAAUGUGUACAUUAUAUAUGUAUAUUAUAUAUGUCUGUCUGUAAUAUUGUAUUGCUAAUUUAAGUCUGGAAUAUUAUGCCUCGUUUGUGUAAAUGAAGCAUUUUGCAAAGGA